Molecule: messenger RNA, 780 nt
Organism: Kwoniella botswanensis
Lineage: Eukaryota; Fungi; Basidiomycota; Tremellomycetes; Tremellales; Cryptococcaceae
Exons: 6
Coding region: 1-780 (259 amino acids)
Source: RefSeq, a predicted model, not a curated record
AUGUCACCGACCUUCACCAGAUCCCGAUCAGACGAUUGGCGAGCAGCAUGUUUCAUUGACGGGCAUCGUCUCAGUGGAAGUUACUGGAACCCUGACGCAAAGGAGCAUCGUAUCGACUCGAUGUUAAUGAAGAAGGGUACGGAGUUUCUGAAAUGUAAAAUGCGCUUUGGUUGCAUUGAGCAUAUCGCAGAGAGAACAUUGGUUCCAGCCGGGGAGAAAGAAGGCGAUAAUCAUCUGGGGAGAAUCGAUAUCGUAUUGUCUAGAGGGUUGUGGAUACCCUUGGGAGAUGCGACGGCAGAUAGAGCGGAGCAGGUCGAGACAGUAGCGAAGUUGGUGGAAGGGGAGAAUGAGGACCCAGACGCCAGCGAUCCCAUCACGAGUCAACGAAAGAUCACUAGACCAAUGAUGUUCGCUGAGAAGGCAGAUGAACCUUGCUUUUACUCUUUCCACUUCAUACUUCAAACGAGAGAAACGCUGGUUGAAUACGGUCUGAUACCCAAUCAUAUCCCUCCACCACCUCCCAAUCCAGCCUUUCCGCUCCCUAAUAUAUCUAGCCGACGAAAACGAAGAAGAGACGCCGACGAUGUUGAUAGUGAGGAAGAAGGUGAUAUACUGCAUCAAUUGGAUAUACUGAAAGCGAGACUGAAGCGUAGCGAGGACAUGAACAAGCGAUUGAUCGCCCAGAACCGAAAGCUGCGACACGAGGUCGCAGAAACGAAUCACAAGAUGAACAUACUGAAGUCUCUCAGAGAACGAGAUGAUACGAGAACAGUUGUAUGA